UUUCGUGGAAAGUUGCACGAUAACAUGCAUUCCGUUCUGUGCGUUCUCGUCUUCAGCAUGCUGUCGGCGGGUGAUUGCCGUGCGUUCGCGUACGAUCAUUCGUUUGUGCAGCUAAUCGACGACGCCGUCGGUCUGCUCUUUCCGCCGGUAAAAGUGUCGGCGUAUUUGUGCCACCUCGACGAAGAUACCGCGAUCACCUUGUCUAGGCUGAUGUCGAGUCACGGGCUAAUUCACGAGAUUCAUCGGGAUCUGGAGGAAUUCGCGAGGGUGCCGCACGACGCUUGGGAUCAUCGAGCGUUGUACGUGCUGGAUUUGGACUGCGACCAGGCGAUUUCGUUGUUGCGAACGGUAUCGUCCAGCUUAAUUAGCAAACAACGAACACGCGGCUCUCUUUAAGCCUCGAGGCUUUAAGAAAGAGAACGGUAGUCGA
Messenger RNA from Osmia lignaria (orchard mason bee), 430 nucleotides. The record is from RefSeq and is a predicted model, not a curated record. NCBI's taxonomy places the organism in Eukaryota, Metazoa, Arthropoda, Insecta, Hymenoptera, Megachilidae.